Molecule: messenger RNA, 422 nt
Organism: Prorocentrum cordatum
Lineage: Eukaryota; Dinophyceae; Prorocentrales; Prorocentraceae
Source: the annotation of a GenBank genome assembly
CGGCAGGAGAGGCGUCGGCUGGACCGCCUCGCGGGCGGCGAGGGGGCGGGCGGCGUCGCGGACGUGGCCGCUUGGGCGCGGUUCGCCUGCGUGGAGGUCGAUCGGACCGUCAAGGCCAACAGCGAGGACCCCGAGGCCCGGGAGGCGGCCCGCGCCAGCGCCGCGGCAGGCGGCGCGGCAGGCGGCGAAGGAGGGCGAGCAGGCUCGGCAGCGGGACGCCGCGCGCUCCGCGCUGGCGCGGGCCGAGGAGCUCCGGCGGCAGGGCAACGACGCGUGCCGCCAGGGCCAGCUGCCAGGCAAUGCGAGCGCCGGCCAGGACCUUCUGCGCGCCUCGGCGCUCUACGGCGACGCUACCGCCAUCCUCUCCGACUGCCUGCAAGCGGGCCUGAGCGCAGUGCCCGAGGAGGCAGCGGAGUUGAGGC